CGCAACGUAUAUUCCGAAUCACUAGGGCAAUUUCUAAAAGUUCCUCGGCAUUCGCCCUGCACCACCUCUAUAUGUCUCUGAGUUGCUUUCGUGUACACGCCAUUCUGACAAUUCGCUACAUUUCCCAUCGUCUCAAUCUCUCUCACUCCAAUUCCAGGGUUCGUUGUAGUAAGAGGAACAUGAGUCAAGCUGAAAUGGUAAAAAUGGUUAAUGGUUCCAACUGCUGUUCGUCUAAGGUAGUCAUCAAUGAUCCCAAGUUGCUUCAUCAGAAAAAAACAGCUAUUCGCCUUGCCGGACCCUCGAAAUUCCAGGUUAUUGCAGAUUUUGACAACACACUGACAAAGUUUUGGGUUGAUGGAUUUAAAGGACACUCUAGUCACGCCCUCCUGCAACAGGAGAAUCCUGAGUACAAUGCAAAGAGAGAUGAGUUAUUCAACUACUAUCAUCCUUUAGAAUUUGACCCUGAAAUUCCAAUUGAUGAAAAAACAAAGCUCAUGGAAGAGUGGUGGGGUAAGACCCAUGGUCUCCUUAUUGAAGGUGGCCUUACAUAUGAUGCAAUAAGAAACUCUGUAGCUGGUGCCAUGAUUGCUUUCAGAGAAGGUGUAGUUGAGCUUUUUGAGUUUUUAGAGGAGAGAGAUGUCCCAAUUCUUAUAUUUUCUGCAGGUCUAGCAGAUAUCAUUGAGGAGGUUCUUCGUCAGAAACUUCAUAGGACUUUCAAAAAUGUUAAGAUUGUAUCAAACCGGAUGAAAUUUGACGAGACUGGUAACCUAGUAGCUUUUACAGGGAAGUUGAUUCAUAGUUUAAAUAAGAAUGAGCAUGCUCUUGAUAUGGCUGCUUCUUUACAUGAUCAAUUGGGUGAAAUUGAUGAUCAUGUGAUUGAUAGUGCCUCUGUUAAAAAGAGAACCAAUGUGUUACUCCUUGGUGAUCACAUGGGAGACUUAAGAAUGUCUGAUGGUUUGAACUAUGAAACCCGUAUUUCUGUGGGAUUUUUGAAUAAUAACAUUGAGAACUCUCUUGAUAACUACCGGAAAGGCUUUGACAUUGUUUAUCUAGAUGAUGCACCAAUGUCUGGGGUGGUGAAGUUGGUCUCAGAAUUAUUUUCAUCUGCUAGUGAUUAAACUUUAUGGAAAUGGAUUCUAUGAAGAAGCAUAUGGUGUUGUAUUUCUGAGAUUUUCUCAUUAUUCUAGCAUUCUUUUGGCUCUAUGAUACUUGUCUUUAUUGCCUUCUUUUAGGGGAGGGUGGGGGGAUGUGUAGUUUCACUCCCUUCUAAUCAUUGUGGAUAAACCGCUUAGCAAUUAAUUGUAUGACCAAAUAAAAUUAUCCAGCUUUUGGAUGUUAACAUGGUUUGAUGAAGUUUGGACGA
Messenger RNA from Lactuca sativa (garden lettuce), 1363 nucleotides. Its product is annotated as 5'-nucleotidase / magnesium ion binding protein. Gene Ontology annotation, molecular function: magnesium ion binding; 5'-nucleotidase activity. NCBI's taxonomy places the organism in Eukaryota, Viridiplantae, Streptophyta, Magnoliopsida, Asterales, Asteraceae. Gene Ontology annotation, cellular component: cytoplasm. The record is from RefSeq and is a predicted model, not a curated record.